CCUGGUUUUCAGGUCUCCGUUUCUGAACGUUCUCCUGCUCCGUCCUGCUCCCCUCCUGCCGGUAAAUGCCCCCCCUGCUCCUCGGGGCGCUGCAGCGGAGCGCGUGCACGAGAGAGGAGCUGCAGGAGUGAGGAGCGAACAUCUUCACGUUUUUCUCCUCGGACACCUUCAGCCACAGAGAUGAAGACCAUCCUGGCUGCGCACUCUGGAGUGCUCAGAGGCACUGGCACUGGCAUCCUCUCUGCCCUGCAGAACCUGCCUGCUGCUCUUUGGCCCUGCAGAUCCAAGAUGGAAAAGCACCUGCAAGUCAUCUCUGUGAUGCAGUGGGUCCUGUCCUUCUUAGCCCUCGGUGCAGUGUGCACUGUCCUGCUAAUCUACGUGUUCUGCACUGACUGCUGGCUUAUCGCUGCCAUUUACACUGCCUGGCUUAUCUUUGACUGGAACACCCCAAAACAAGGUGGCCGAAGGUCCUCCUGGGUGAGGAACUGGACAGUGUGGACCUACUUCAGAGACUACUUUCCAGUCCAGCUCAUUAAGACGCACAACCUGCUUCCCAGCCGGAACUAUAUAUUUGGCUACCACCCACACGGCAUCUUUUGUUUUGGCGCUUUCUGCAACUUUGGGACAGAAGCCACAGGCUUCUCACAGAAGUUUCCAGGCAUCAAACCCUCCCUUGCAACACUGGCAGGAAACUUCCGGUUCCCUAUUCUUCGAGACUACCUCAUGUCUGGAGGUAUCUGUCCAGUGAACAGGAACUCCAUUGACUACCUAUUGUCGCAUAACGGGACGGGAAACGCCGUGAUCAUCGUUAUUGGUGGAGCCGCAGAGUCUUUGAAUUGUGCUCCAGGCAUAAAUUCCGUAACCCUGAAGAAUCGUAAAGGUUUUGUGAGGCUGGCCCUCCAAAAAGGGGCCGACCUGGUUCCCGUGUACUCCUUUGGGGAGAAUGAUGCUUACAAGCAGGUGAUGUUUGUGGAGGGGAGCUGCUGGAGAGCACUCCAAAAGAGGCUGCAGACUCUUGGAUUUGCCCCAUGCCUUUUUCAUGGAUGUGGCCUCUUUUUUACGAACUCAUGGGGCAUCGUGCCUUAUUGCAACCCGAUCACCACCAUUGUUGGAGAACCAAUCACAGUGCCACAAAUUGAGGACCCUACUGAUGAUGUGGUGGAUACAUAUCAUGGGAUGUAUAUCAGGUCUCUCCAGUGCCUUUUUGACAAGUACAAGACAUGUUUUGGCAUGAAAGAGACUGAUGUCCUGUACAUCCAGUGAAAGAAGGUGACUUCACAUGGAACCCUCUGGAGGUGAACACUCAGGCAGCAUCCUGAACGUGGCCUUCCUGUCGCUGUUUUACCCUCUCCAUCCAGCCUUGGUGUGGCUUAUCUCUGGACUGCGGAUUCUACAUGAAUACUAACGAUUCUGUAUCAUCUGACACAAGUGUUACUACUCACCAGGAUUUGGCAGAUUUGAAGAAGUGGUCUGAGAACAGUCUUGGUCCCUAUUCUCAGGUUAAAUAGAUUUGACUGCAUGGGCAGCAUAAACUGAAUACCAAAACCAGAUGUGUGUCCUUUUUUGUUUUCCUAUUGUUAUUUUCCAUCUCGUGGCUGUAUCCCCUACUGCAAGGGGAUACAGCCACAAGAUGGCGGUGUGAUGUAACAUACAGGACUUGAGACGUGUCAAGGAUCUUUCUCUAAUGCUUUUAUUAUCCUUAAUACCUACAAAAGUAUUCGC
Thalassophryne amazonica is the source of this 1722-nucleotide messenger RNA. It is a transcript of the gene dgat2, whose product is annotated as diacylglycerol O-acyltransferase 2. Gene Ontology annotation, biological process: triglyceride biosynthetic process. NCBI's taxonomy places the organism in Eukaryota, Metazoa, Chordata, Actinopteri, Batrachoidiformes, Batrachoididae. Gene Ontology annotation, molecular function: diacylglycerol O-acyltransferase activity. The record is from RefSeq and is a predicted model, not a curated record. Gene Ontology annotation, cellular component: endoplasmic reticulum membrane.